Podospora pseudocomata is the source of this 1563-nucleotide messenger RNA. RefSeq lists its product as uncharacterized. The transcript has 3 exons. The record is from RefSeq and is a predicted model, not a curated record. Lineage: Eukaryota; Fungi; Ascomycota; Sordariomycetes; Sordariales; Podosporaceae. The coding region runs from base 1 to 1563 and encodes 520 amino acids.
AUGCUGUCGUCUUUGAAGACAUUAGCGCCCUUGGGGCUGCUGAUCCCGAAUGUUGUAGCCUCUAGAGAUGAUGAAGGGGACGACGUUCGCUUCAGAGUUGAUAGCACCACAAUCUACGACCCCCAAUGUACGGCCAGUGUGACGGUGUACAACACAACGGUGGUGCAAAAGACACAGUUUAUUGACUACAUCGUCAACAUUACAAAAACCAACACUUGUUACGAGUCUACGACUCUGACGCUCAACUAUACCGUGUCUGUCACCAACACAGACACAGACUUGGUCACUAUCACCAACACCGGCACCGACCUGGUUACCAUCACAAACACCGAUACCGACUCCGUGACCAUCACCAACACCGACACAGACUCUGUCACCAUCACAACGACUGACACAGAUGCUGUCACAAUCACAACAACUGACACAGAUGCCGUAACAAUCACAACGACAGACACAGACGCUGUCACCAUCACCACUACCGAUACAGAUGCCGUUACCAUCACCACUACGGACACUGAUGCAGUCACAAUCACAACAACUGACACCGACUCGACCACCAUCACCAGAACUGUUUACACGACCACCUAUGACCCGUGCCCAAAGUCAUGCUCCAUCUCCGCCGCCAGCGUCCACCUCUACUACUGGCCCACGGACAGGCCGUACACCUACCCAACCACCUAUGUCGACCCCUCGCUGUCCUACACCUUCACCUCUCCCUCGGUCUACAUGUACAUCCCCUCCGCCCAGGGCGUCAACACCCUAGGCGAGCGUGUGGAACCCUCCACAACAAACUGGAUCCUUCCUCUCGACCUCUACGAAGUCUCCACCAUCGCCCGCGGCUCCAACGCCACCAGGCAGCUCACUCUCGCCGACCUGGGAACCAACUGCCCGCAAACCUACAACCCGACCGCCAUCGCCACCAUCCCGAGGGACUGCGACCCCAUGCUUGCAGCCCCCAGCCAAGUCCGAUCCUGGGCCUACCCUUGCAACGCCUGCGGCCGGUUCGGUCUCUUCGACCCCCCCUAUGCAGUCCCGACCACCACUGGACUUCUCGGCCCGUCGACCGUCGUGGUUACCGCCGAGCCGAUCACAGUGACUGCCCCUCCUGUGGUUGAGACUUCUCCCCCUCCACCACCGCCGCCACCCCCCGUGACAACGGGAGCGCUGGUGAUCGAGUACCGCGACGAGGAUGGAAAUAUCGUCUCAGCGACGACGAUUGCCACGACGGGGGCUAGCGGUGGUACAUCGACUAACACUGUUGUCGUUGCGCCCACGAACACGGAUGGUUCAGCUCUCCCCACAGAGACAGGAAUGGUCCCGGAGCCAUCGGGUGGUGAAAGUUCAAACAUUUUUACCAUACUCCCCACGGACACUAUUAUUCCACAGCCGGGAGAGACUGGUUUGCCGACAGCAACGACAGGUGCGCCUGACGAUGAGCCGCCUGUUGAGGUGACGUCGCUGCCUACUACGACGGUGGCGACGGCGGCGGGGAGGAAGCUUGUUGCUUCGGGGUCGCUGUGGUGGGUUAUGCCUAGUGUGGCGGGGAUUUUGUUUUGUUUGUAA